AGCGCCCACAGCGAUUUGUGAAACUGUCGCAUUGAUAUACACUCAGUUUUGAUUUUGGAGAUAUUGUCAAAAACAAAGCCAAAUGCUUUCAAUUGUGAUUGAAGUUAAAUUUUUGGCUACCACAAAUUUCAUACAUUUGGUUCAACAUGAGGCAACUAGCAGCUUGGUACCAAAAAAAAAUCAGCUCCUACGACAAAGAAGAAUGGGAGACAAUGGUAGAACAGCUGCUGAUGCGCGGCACCUACCGCCGUCGCAUCGUUGAUUUCUCCACUCACGCUAGAUCCUACCUCAUUGAUGUGGACUUGGUCAGAGGUUCUUCAUUCGUCAAAGCAAAACCCACUCUGGGUAUGCGACGUGUUGUAUGGUAUGCACUGGUCAGGCUGUUAUUCCUACCCGCUUUGUACCAGUGGUGGGCGCAACAAACCUCCCCAGCCUGCGCAAAAUUCCUGUUAGCGAUAUGGUGUAUUCAAGUCCUCAAUAUCACCUUGUACUUUCUAUCGCCUGCGUCCGUAGGUAUUGAUCCCAAUUGCUGGCUGGUACCCUUAGGACUGAUGGUGGUAUUGAGUGUAGUGCACUCUCAAAUAGUGAGUACAACGGAAAUGGAACUCGCAAGAGUCCGACCACGCUCCAAUUAUCGCAGAAAACUUCCUAGAUAUUUCAGAAGGCCGCGUUCGGAAUGCGACGGCGGGAGCGGUGGUGGUUCGGCAGAGAGCGGUGCGACAUCCAGCCAGAGCAAAACUCCUUCUACAAAACCUGCCAAGUUCAGAAGACGACUAUCCCGCUCUGAAACUAGCGAUAAUAUACUGAGGAAGCGCAAGAAGGAAUUAACUAAAGAAAAUAUAAUAAAAAAUUUAGAGUCUCCCAUUAAAAGUAAACCAAUCAAAGUGAAGGCCAAAGAUUCUGACGACGAGGACUAUAUGAUAUGGAAGAAACCUGACAUAAAACCCGAUUUGACCACUCCUAUAGUUACAUUCACUCCACCACCCGAUGACACGCCUGGUUGCUCGUUCGAUUUCAAACCACAAUUAACAAAAAAACAUUUAGAAACUUUCAAUGGAAGGCAUAACGCAAAUGGUGCUAGAGCAGUUAUAGCCGACGGCGACGAUGGCUUCGAAAGCCUGAAUGGAUAUAAUUCAAAUGGCAGCGAUGUUGACAAUCGUAAAGAAUUACUUAGGACAAAAAAUAAGAUAGUCAACGAAGUUGCAACUGGCACAAACGUAGAACUGGGAGAAAAAGAGGACGAUAAAGUGUUUCAAAUUGGUAAGCUUAACAAAGAAGACGACGAAAAGUCAAUCGAUUCUGAUUGUGGUAAUCCUACAAGUAAUCCAAGUGAGGGGAAACGAGUGGGAGUAAGGUUCAGAAGUUCGUGGGUUCGAAGGGAAACUAGCGACGAGGAUUUCACUGUUAAGAAAAAGGACAAGAAACUAGAGAAUUACCAGACGUCGUCAUCGGAUGGGGAGUGUUCCGCGUCAGCGCCAUCCAUCGCGCUCCCCUCACACCAUACCAUGUCAGACUGGGUUGGGCAAACCACUAACAGUGAAGAGAGCAGUUACGGGUCUCAAUCUGAGGUCGGGCAUUCCGAUGUGGGCUUUCAUUACAAUGCAGAUAGUUCGUGGGAUCCAUUCGCUAUUUUAGACCCUUCAAGUGAUACAGGUAACUUAUUGAUGUUUCUAUAUUAA
Hyposmocoma kahamanoa is the source of this 1679-nucleotide messenger RNA. RefSeq names its product putative homeodomain transcription factor (gene phtf). NCBI's taxonomy places the organism in Eukaryota, Metazoa, Arthropoda, Insecta, Lepidoptera, Cosmopterigidae. The transcript has 10 exons. Bases 147 to 1679 code for a protein of 510 amino acids. Gene Ontology annotation, cellular component: endoplasmic reticulum. The record is from RefSeq and is a predicted model, not a curated record.